AUGCAAAAGAAAAUAUUUAGAAGUUAUUUUAAAAGCAUAUUAAAAAAAAUAUCAAAGUACAUUAAAAAUUAUGUAAAAAAUGUAAUAGAAGAAAUAAAUGUAAAAUCAUUUAAAAAAUAUAAGUAUAAUUUUUUUUUUGAAUUUAUUGGUUCUUUUAUUUUUGUGUUUUUCAUUUCCAUUUAUAUGCUAAAUUCUAAUCAUAAUGAAGAAUAUAUAAUUAAGCAUACAAAACAAGUAAAUCCUUAUAAAGCUAAUGACAUCUUUAUAGCUGGUGAUAAUAUUUUUGAUAAUGAAAUUAAUAAUGUAAGAUAUAUAAAAAGUAAAAAGGACAAAAUAAAUAUGGAAAAUAUAUUACUAGAAAAAAAAAUACAAAGUAAUACUAAUAUAAAUGAUAGUGAUAAGAAUUUACAAAAUGGAGUAGAAGCAUUAGAAAAUAGUGACGAAAUAUUACAAAAUGGAGAUAAAAAAAUAAAAGAAAAAAUUACGAAAGAAGAUAAAAUAGAUGAAACAUAUUUGACUGAUGAAAGGAAGAAUGAUGCACAUGAAAAUUUUAAAAAUGAAGAUGAAUUUUUAAAUAAAGAUUAUAACAAUUCUGAUGAACUAAAAGAGGAAAUUCAAAAAAAAUUAUUAAAAAAUGAAACAAAUGAUAAUAUACAUAUAGAAAUACCUAUUAUGGAAGAAAAAAAGUUAAUUAAUAAAAAAAUAGAUAAAGAAAGCAAGACAAAUGACUUUAAAGAAGUAAAUGAUAAAGAACCAAUCAUAAAAAAUGUUGAAAACGUGAUAUUUAAAGAUAAUGUAAAUGAAUUUAGUAAGAUAAAAAUAGAUGACAUUAAUAAUAUAGAUAUAGGAGAUAUUGAACAAUAUGAAGUAUUGAAAAAUUCAGAAAAUAAAAAAAAUAAUAAUAAUAACCAUGCAAUAUAUUCCUUCUUUGGAUGUUUAAUAUACGUUUUAUUUGUAAUAUCAGGGGCUCAUAUCAAUCCUGCAUAUACAUAUGCCUUAUGGUUACUUGAACCAAAAAAAUAUGGAUUCGCGUUGUCAACUCUUUAUGUUACUUUUCAGUACAUUGGUGGAAUAGUAGCAAGUAUUUUUUGCGCACAUAUAUAUGGAAGUAUAUUUAUUUAUUCUUUAUUGCCAAAAAAAAAAAUUCUGAAAACUUUUUUAUGUGAAUUUCUUUCUACUUUUCUGUUAACAUUACUAUUAAUAAGCUUAUAUAAAUAUAAAAAAAAAUUUAUUGAAGAGAAUAAAAAUGAUGAAUCUAUAAUUUUUACUAACAAAAAAAUAAAAAAUAUGACAUCGUCAUUUUCUUUUAAUACAUAUGAAGAUAUAUAUGGUUAUGAUAUGUUUAAUACAAAUAAAGGCAAAAAUAAAUUUUUUAUUCAUAUUGAUAAUAAAUAUAUAAAAUAUAUUAUGAAUCAUAUAUUUUAUUUAUUAUUCAUUUUUUUUUCAUUAUUAUUUUUUGUUUUUGUAACAAAUACUACAUUAAAUCCUUUAUUUUCUACAUCCACUUUAUACACUUAUUUAUAUUUUAAAAUUUUUAAAGCAUCUAGUUCAUUUAAUAUAUAUUCUAUAUUUGCAUCAUUUUUAAGUAUAACCAAAAUAUUACAGCUAGUAAAAUUUUAUAUUCAAUCUCUACCCUUAUGGAUAGGACCGUAUGUUGGAUCUACCUUUGCAACUUGUUUUAUUGGAUUGUUUAAAAAUGAUGAUGAGGAAAUAAUUAAUGUAAUUGAUACUAAUAUAUAUAAAUACAAUAAAAAGAAAGAAAAAAUACCGUUAAUAAAUAAAUAUAAUUUUAAGCAAAAUGUAUAUCUCGUAGAAUAUAACGAUAAUAUUGAUUAUAAUUCACAUAAUUACUUAACUCCUAAUGUUUUUUAA
Molecule: messenger RNA, 1872 nt
Organism: Plasmodium relictum
Lineage: Eukaryota; Apicomplexa; Aconoidasida; Haemosporida; Plasmodiidae
Gene: AQP2
Product: aquaporin, putative
Exons: 1
Coding region: 1-1872 (623 amino acids)
Biological process (GO): transmembrane transport
Cellular component (GO): plasma membrane
Molecular function (GO): water channel activity
Source: RefSeq, a predicted model, not a curated record